AUGUACCCUGUCAAGAGCGAAGACCUCGAGACCCUGGUCGAACAAAAUACUAUCCUGUUUCUCGAUAUGAAUUCCUGGCCUGCUGGCUAUGUACGUCGCGUAAUCGAGCGUAGUCCCAGUUACAUCACCACAAAGGACGGUAACAAGACUCUUCCAGCCGAACUUUGGUACAUGAUCCUAUCUUUCUUGGAAGAACACCAGUAUUGGCCCGUCUACCCUGUCAAAAUGUCCUCUGUCCAACUGGAUCACGAAAAUCGAGAACCUGCUUUCAUCUGCAACAUAGUCACCGACUGGCGGAGAUUUGGCAGUGUCGAGAACCCCAAUGACCUUCAUGAUUACGAGAACUAUCUCAUGGACCCAAUUGGAAUAGAUUACUAUGAUUUUCUCAAACAAGUCUUUGACCAACCCUACAAGGACCGAGGGUCCAACCAAGAAUCCUCCGACGAGCACGAGCACGAGGGAGAAGAGGAAGAGGAAGAGAAAGAGGAAGACAAAAUCGAAGAGGAAUAUGAAGACGAAAUCGAAGAGGAAUAUGAAGAUGAAAGUGAAAGUGAAGAUGAAGAUGGUUAUAUGAUCAUAUCUCCUUUUAUCGACAUGUCCAAAACAGUACUGCCAGAUCAAUCCUUCACAAUUCCUGUUUCCGACCUGGACUCCGAACAACCUUUCCUCUACUGGGGUGUGAGGGCCCCUGAAAUGAUUUCCUGGCUUGAAGAGGGAAAAUGUGAGCUGUGCCGUGGCGCUCGUGAGUUUUGUGUUGGAUGCUUGGACGGCAGGGAUGUUCUGGAAAGGUUCACCGGGCUGGAUGCUGCAAGACUUGGGGGGGAUUGCGGAACAAUCAUGCUUUGCCCAUUAUGUAUUGGGGAGGACUACGCAAAGAACAGUGUUUACGCAACGUCUGACAGGGCUAACGGCAACAUGUCAGUUGAAGAGUUCGCUGAAAGUUGCAACCAACGUAUGAAGGAACUUGGCUACAAGAAAAGUUUAGUUUUGAUGAGGAAUCUUUAA
This is a messenger RNA of Fusarium poae, 1005 nucleotides long. RefSeq lists its product as uncharacterized. Lineage: Eukaryota; Fungi; Ascomycota; Sordariomycetes; Hypocreales; Nectriaceae. The record is from RefSeq and is a predicted model, not a curated record. The transcript has a single exon. Bases 1 to 1005 code for a protein of 334 amino acids.